Molecule: messenger RNA, 309 nt
Organism: Ilex paraguariensis (yerba mate)
Lineage: Eukaryota; Viridiplantae; Streptophyta; Magnoliopsida; Aquifoliales; Aquifoliaceae
Source: the annotation of a GenBank genome assembly
AUGUCCGGAAAUCCGGGUGGUGGCGGCGAGGAAGAGAAGAAGCCGGCGGAUCAAUCGGCUCACAUUAACCUCAAGGUCAAGGGUCAGGAUGGAAAUGAGGUCUUUUUUAGGAUCAAACGUAGCACCCAGAUGAAAAAACUCAUGAACGCUUACUGUGACCGACAGUCUGUUGAUAUGAACUCCAUUGCUUUCUUAUUUGAUGGGCGCCGACUUCGAGCAGAGCAAACUCCAGAUGAGCUUGAAAUGGAGGACGGUGAUGAAAUUGAUGCAAUGCUGCAUCAAACUGGAGGUGGACAUGUACAUCUUUAA